CCUAACCUAAAAGUCUUUUUAUUUAACAUACCAACAAUAUUGAACAAAAUAACAGAAAUUUAAUUAAUAACUAAUUAAAAAAUUUAAAGGUUGCAGCAUUAUUAGAUUAACUUUCCAGUGAUAAAUUAAUUCUCGUAGUUGUUCUAUUUAUUUAGUGACAAAAUGUGGAGUUAUAAUCAAUUUGACUUACUGACUUGGAGAAUUCUUAAAAUUAACUUAACUAAUAAAUAAUUUUUAUAGUUAUUAAUCUACUAAUACAUUCAACAGACAUAAAAAAACAAUGUGCUCAAAUUUAAUAAUUCAGAUGCCUUUAGACAUUCUAAUAAAUAUAUUAGCCCGUUUAGAACUUUAUGAUCUUCGUAAUUUAAUGCUAACGUGUAAAUCUUUUAAAAAUUUAAUAUUGAAUGAUAACACUCUGUGGCGGAUGAAAUGCUCAAGAAGACUAAUUUUGAAAAAUAAGGGGAGUGAAUUGAAUCCAUUUUCCUGGUAUAAUAAAUGCAGAAUAUCAUAUAACUGGUGCAAGGGAAUUUAUAGGAAUAAGGUUAUUAUCCAACACACAACCAACUACAUGCCUUGGCUACAGUUUUGUAGCUCUGACGUAUGGUACCUGUCAGUGGGCUCAGAUCUGCGAUGCUAUUCAGUUGAUAAUAGAGGUUUACCAAUUUCUAGUCUUCUAUGGACAAUACAUGUGCCAACUGUAAAAAGAGAUGAUGUACGUACAAAUGAUAUCUCAAGGUUCAUUGUGAAGGAUAAUAUAAUUAUUUGUGGGAACAGAGAUGGAUGUGCUGCAGUGUACACAUUUGAUAAUUCGAGAAGAAAACCUAAUUUAUUGAUACACAUUGAAGAUGGCCAUGAGGAUGGUCUUGUAGAAGUGUCUGCAGUGGAAAAAAUACGAGACACCAUAAUCACUGCAUCUAGUGAUUGUUCAUACAUAUGUUUUUGGGAAUGCAGAAAGGAUGAAAAUAAUUCUUAUUACAAUAAUGUGAAUUGUAAAACCGAAUAUAAGUUGGUAAAUGAAAUUGGCUGUAGAUGCAUUGCAGCUAAUGAUGCGCAAGACAGACUGGCGCUUGGUCCUAAUGGAAAUAGUAAGCCUCUUUUACUUGACGUCGAUACUGGGAGCUUUUUAAUGUCAUCGGAUGCUACUAGGAACGCCAAACAGGUGGUCCGAGAUAUCCAGUGGCACGAUGGGAACUGUGUGGCGUAUGUCACCCACUCAGGAAAAUUAAACUUAGUUGACGUUAGGAGUUCUGCAGUGGUGUAUGAAACGCAGGACCCUUUUCAAUCCUCCCUGUACUGUCUCAAGACUGACUCGGACCGCGCCGUGGUGGUCGGCUCAUCGGAGUACUCGCGAUGUGUUCUCUUCGACUUGCGCUCCACUCAUCAUGUUCAGAUGUAUUUCACCCAGAAAAAAUCUUCUCCAAUAUACAGCCUGGACUUUGAUUCAACCAAACUAAUAGCUGCAGCCGAUCGCGGGGUAGCAAGUUUAAACUUCAAUGUCAGUGCGGCUACAACACAAGCAAAAGAUUUCUCGCAUGCGUUUGAGUUUGUACAUAGAUAAAUAUUUUUAUGUAAAUAAAUAUUAUUUAGGUACAUAUUAUUAAAUUAUUAUGAAAUGUUUCAUUCUUACGGUUCUGUAGCUCUA
Maniola jurtina (meadow brown) is the source of this 1642-nucleotide messenger RNA. RefSeq lists its product as uncharacterized. The record is from RefSeq and is a predicted model, not a curated record. Gene Ontology annotation, cellular component: SCF ubiquitin ligase complex. Bases 281 to 1558 code for a protein of 425 amino acids. Gene Ontology annotation, molecular function: protein binding. NCBI's taxonomy places the organism in Eukaryota, Metazoa, Arthropoda, Insecta, Lepidoptera, Nymphalidae. Gene Ontology annotation, biological process: SCF-dependent proteasomal ubiquitin-dependent protein catabolic process. The transcript has 8 exons.